AUGGUUGAGAAGAUUCUAGAGUUGUUUCCGUUGGCUAUUCACGACAUGAAUGAUGAGAAAAAGAAUGUUGUGUUAUCGGCAGUGGAGAACAGGCAGUCCCGAAUUUUAGAAGCAUUGAACACAAACAAUCAGUGGAAACACCUCAUUCAGUCAAUUGAUAUUGAUGGCAAUAAUGUAUUGCACUUAGUUGCAAAGUACGAAUUGCAGAUUCUGGGCUAUACUGCUAUAGUGCCAUGCAAAUGCAAGAUGAAAUCGAGUGGUAUGAGUUCACAUUCCUUAAAAACAAAGAAGGAAAAACUCCGGAAGAAGUCUUCCUCAGAAAUCAUCCGGAACUUGUUGAAAAGAGUGAUGAAUGGCUUGGUCGUACGUCUGAAUCUUGCUCAGUGGUGGCUGCGCUGGUUGCCGGAGUUGCCUUUGCGACAUCAAGCAAUAUACCCGGUGGCAAUGAUGAUAAGACUGGCAAGCCAACCUGGUGGGUUUGAUACUUUCGCUAUCACUGCACUUAUUGCGCUCUGCUUCUCUGUCACUGCGUUGAUCAUUUUUCUUUCCAUACUCACCUAUCGCAAACAACCCGCUGAUUUUAUGAAAAGAUUGCCGGUGAAGCUUUUUCUGGCCUUAAGCUCGCUUUUUCUGUCCAUUUUCUCAAUGUUCAUCUCUUUCUGCGCCGCACAUUCCUUUGUGCUUGAGGACAAGUUCAAGAAAUCAGUGCUUCUUCUUUAUAUUAUCAUUUGUCUUCCUGUUUACUUCACAAUUGUAGAAUUUCCACUCUACAUGGAUCUUGUCAAAGCCAUUUUUGUGGAAGUUCCGCGUCCAUACAAUCGAAAACGUAUUUAG
This is a messenger RNA of Neltuma alba, 834 nucleotides long. RefSeq lists its product as uncharacterized. Gene Ontology annotation, cellular component: membrane. Bases 1 to 834 code for a protein of 277 amino acids. NCBI's taxonomy places the organism in Eukaryota, Viridiplantae, Streptophyta, Magnoliopsida, Fabales, Fabaceae. The record is from RefSeq and is a predicted model, not a curated record. The transcript has 2 exons.